Phasianus colchicus (ring-necked pheasant) is the source of this 4362-nucleotide messenger RNA. RefSeq names its product coagulation factor XIII A chain (gene F13A1). NCBI's taxonomy places the organism in Eukaryota, Metazoa, Chordata, Aves, Galliformes, Phasianidae. The record is from RefSeq and is a predicted model, not a curated record. Gene Ontology annotation, molecular function: protein-glutamine gamma-glutamyltransferase activity. Gene Ontology annotation, biological process: blood coagulation, fibrin clot formation; peptide cross-linking.
AAUCUGCUCUACUCUGCCUCCAACCUUGGUAAGGCAAGGCAUUAUAGGGAGAGAGAUACCGGUUUCUGGAAGACAAGUACUGAUGUGGAAGGAAGAGGAAGACAGACUUGGUCAUCUAAGAAAGAGUGGAAGUUCCCAAGUGAAACUCCAAGAAGAUAAGAGAGAGGAUGUCUGAACCAGCGAGUGCCAACAGAGAGAAGAAACAACCUCCCCUGAAUGGGAGAAGAGCCCUCCCAUCAAACAACUCCAAUGCUGAAGAAAAUGAUGUCCCUGAAAUGGAUGCUUUUGGUCUGAUACCUCGAGGAUUUAAUCCAAAAGAUUACCUGCGUGUUGUGGAUAUUCAUAUGUUCAAAGAACCCAACGAGAUCAACAAGCAGCAGCACCACACCGACAAGUACUACAAUCCUAAGCUGAUAGUGCGUCGAGGACAGCCUUUCCAAAUCCAGAUAGACUUCAGCCGACCCUAUGAGCCAGAGAAAGACCAGAUCUGGCUGGAGUAUUUGAUAGGUCGCUACCCACAACCAAACAAAGGCACCUACAUCCCAAUCCUCAUAGGUGACGCACUGAAACCUGGAGAGUGGGGAGCCAAGAUUAUCCAUAAGGAGAACAACUCCAUUCGCCUGUCCAUCAUGUCCUCUGCUACCUGCAUUAUUGGGAAGUUUCGCCUUUACGUUGCCAUCCGGACUCCCUUUGGCAUCAUCAGAACACACAGGAACUCAGCAACUGACACUUACAUAUUGUUCAACCCCUGGUGCCAACUGGAUGCCGUGUACCUGGAUGACGAGAAGGAAAGGGAAGAAUAUGUCCUGAAUGAUGUUGGUAUUGUUUUCCAUGGAGACGUCAAUGAAGUGAAAUUAAGAAGCUGGAGUUACGGUCAGUUUGAAGAAAACAUUCUGGAUGCUUGCCUUUUCCUGAUGGACAAGGCAGAACUGGAGUUGUCUGGGCGUGGAAACCCAAUCAAAAUCUGCCGUGUUGCCUCUGCAAUGAUCAAUUCCAAGGAUGAUAAUGGUGUUUUGGCUGGAUCAUGGGACAAUCUCUAUGCUUAUGGAGUCCCACCUUCAGCCUGGACAGGAAGUGUGGACAUCCUCUUGGAAUAUUACAGUUCUAAGCAGCCAGUGCGAUAUGGACAGUGCUGGGUCUUUGCUGGUGUCUUCAACACGUUUCUGAGGUGCCUGGGGAUACCUGCAAGACUCAUUACCAAUUAUUCUUCUGCCCAUGACAACAAUGCCAAUUUACAGUUGGACUUCUUUCUAGAUGACGAAGGGCAGGUGGACAACAGAUUGACCAAAGACUCUAUCUGGAACUAUCAUUGCUGGAAUGAAGCUUGGAUGACCAGACCUGAUCUUCCUGUUGGUUUUGGAGGAUGGCAGGCUGUUGAUGGUACACCCCAAGAGACCAGUGAUGGUAUGUACAGGUGUGGCCCAGCGUCAGUUCAAGCCAUUAAACAUGGUCAUGUUUGCUUCCAAUUUGAUGCUCCUUUUGUCUAUGCUGAGGUGAAUAGUGAUGUUAUUUACUCAAGAAUGGGAAAAAAUGGAUCCCAAGUGAUAGAAAAAAUUGACACAACCCAUAUUGGGAAGCUGAUUGUGACCAAGGGAGUCGGAAGUGAUGAUAUGGUAGACAUUACUGAGAACUACAAGUUCCAAGAAGGCUCCGCAGAAGAAAGACUGGCUUUGGAGACAGCUGUAAUGUAUGGUGUUAAAAAGCAAACUACACAACCCAGCACAUAUCAACCACAAAAGGAUGUCGAGAUGGAUCUCCAAGUGCAAAAGGCAGUCCUUGGCAGUGACUUUAAAGUUAUUAUAAUAUUCAGGAACAAGAGCCGCAACUCCUACACUGCUACUACAUACCUCUCAGGCAACAUAGUGUUUUAUACUGGUGUCACAAAGAGUGAAUUCAAGAAACAUUCUUUCAGUGCAAAACUGGAUCCUCUUUCGUCUAAUGCUUUCGAGGUUAUGAUCACAUCAGCCGAGUAUCUCAGUGACCUGCUGGACCAAGCCUCUUUUCACUUCUUUUUGACGGCACGGAUCAAUGAAACAGGGAAGGUUCUGGCUAUGCAGAAGGCAAUGGUCCUGGAAAUUCCCACCCUGAAAAUCAAGACUAAAGGCGAGAUGGUCGUUGAUAGAGAAAUGGCUGUGGUUGUGGAGUUCACCAACCCUCUGAAACAAAACCUGGAGAACGUCACACUCCGCCUUGAGGGCCCCGGUGUGCUGAGGACAAUGAAAAAGGAGUUCAGGCAAAUCCCAGCAAUGUCUACCUUGAUCUGGGAAGUAAAAUGUAUCCCAAAACGACCAGGGUUACGAAAGCUGAUUGCAAGCCUGAAUUGUGAUGCUUUGAGGCACGUGUAUGGUGAGCUGAAUAUCCAGAUUCAGAAACCAUGAAGCAAGAUGCCAUCUUCAUCCUUUCAUUUUGCUCUCAUGUUUCAAAAUACCACAUUAGAGGAGAAAAAAGAGACAGUGGUAGAAAUCUGCUUUUUGUUUUUUUUAUCAUCCUUGAGUUUCACUAGAUUCAAUAAGGAAGAGUAAAUGGCGACACAGGGGAGAGCAUAAAAAGAAAUCUGUAUGGUGAAUGAUUCAAAAUUAGAUACACGUAAUCAAAGGCAAUUCUAGGCCAUAUUAUUGCUGUAGUUCACUUGUAUUUAUGGUCUUUUGCAGUAGUGCUGCAAGGGAAUCUGAAAGGCUCCAUUCACCAAAGUAGUCUGAACUUUAGUUUUAAUUAAGGCCUGAUAUUUCACUGAAAAGAAAAAAAGGAAGAACUCAGUGUUAUAAAUUCUUAGAGUGAAUUACACAACCUUAUGGUAGAUCGUUCAGGCUGCAAUAAAAACAGGUAUUUCUAGCUAACAGGACUGCUUUAUCUUACAGUGUUAUAAUUUUAGUUAAUGGAGAGCACGCUUUGCUGGAAGCACUUAUUAGGGUUUGAUAUCUACCAAAUAUUCCCAGCUCUCACUUCUCACUUGCCACUUCACUCUGCUUUUUCUCCUGUUUUUUUUUUUUCUUUUUUUUUUUUUUCCAUGUGUCUAUGCGCCCAUUCAUAGUCACUCUUUUGCUUCAUACUAUUCCUUCUGUUUGAUUGAUGAAAAUUCAUAGCUUUUCGUGCUUCUGCUUAGAGUUUGUCACACCAGUCUUGCAUUUUCUGGUCACAUCUCUCGCAUAUGGUAUGUUCUCCAUUCUUUUCUGCCUUUUCUUCUCUCCUCAUUUCUCAUGUGUGUAUGUUCUGGGGAGUUCACUGCCCAUGGCAUUCCAGGCUCUGCCACCUGGCCCAUGGGGCAAAGGAAAGCAGAGUGAGGAGUAGCCUGCCAGCCCACAAACCUAACAAACAUCCCAUGUGAACUGUGCCCAAGAGUCACCAAGAAAUCAUUGCCUGGGAAGACUGAGGGACAGAAGCUCAGCUUACAGGAAUAAAAAUGCAUCCUGAGGUUCAAAAAAUCUGCAAGCUGGUCAGCCUUCUCCCUUGCUUGCAGCAUGUUCCUCUGUGGGUGCAAUGAGGCCUCCCAAGGCCUUGAUCCUCUCCUGAAGUCAUUCUAGCACAAAGAGUGCUCUGAGUCUGUGGUUCACGCUCCACUUUAUAGAAUCAUUCUGAGCCAUGGACUCCCAUGUGCUAGGGGAGCAAGCUAUGUGUGUAUGGUCAUUACUCAUCCCUCCUGAACUCCUUCUCAGGACCUUUUUCCACGUGAGAUAAAAAUGCACAUGCUGCAGUCCCCAGCUGUGGCCAUUCUCUCUUAGCCUCUGGGGGUAAGAGCAUAUCCCAUAUGAAUGGCACAGGUGAGACAACAGUUUCCCAAGAGGUUAAAAGGAACCUCAUGCUCAUAAAACACUGUGGUUUUACUAUGCCAGGUCAUUUUGUGAUCUCGUUAGUGAGAGAGCAGGGGAGCUAUGCCUUCUUGCCUUCUCCUUCUUGCUGCAUAUGACUUUCUGCAAAACUGGUGACCAGUUGUUAAAAAUAAGUAAGCCCAGGAGGGGAGAAAUGCAGGUUGCCCUUUUGCUGAAGUAUGUGGAGCAAAGCAGAGAUUCACACCACGUCACAUCACCUGUUCAGUGAAUAACCAUGGAUUCUGGAACACCAAACCCUUUGGGGCUUUUGCUUCAGACAUGGUGAUGCACUCAUUUUGUACAGCUUAUGAGACUGCACUGUACACUCUGCAAUGUCAAAAUCUCCUGGAGAAGUCCUCUGUGGCACAGGGGACAGAACAGUAUGUUGUAAAUGCGCAGCGACCAUCUUUGUUCAGUAAUUAAGCAGUUUUAAUGGAGUUUACAUCAUCUAAUACAAUUAUCCAUUUUUUGCUCUUGUCUAUAAACCUGCUUUCCAUUCUAAUCUUUUAUUACUACAAUGUAAUAGGAAUUUACAAUAAAGUAUAUCUAUCUGAUU